Messenger RNA from Lutra lutra (Eurasian river otter), 2929 nucleotides. RefSeq names its product receptor interacting serine/threonine kinase 4 (gene RIPK4). Gene Ontology annotation, molecular function: protein binding; protein kinase activity; ATP binding. The coding region runs from base 45 to 2402 and encodes 785 amino acids. The record is from RefSeq and is a predicted model, not a curated record. The transcript is spliced from 8 exons. Lineage: Eukaryota; Metazoa; Chordata; Mammalia; Carnivora; Mustelidae. Gene Ontology annotation, biological process: protein phosphorylation.
GGCACCUGGGCGGCCGGGGCGGCCGCGGCGGCCAGACUCGCGCGAUGGCGGGCGGCGGCGGGAGCCCGUGGGGCCUGGGUCUGCUGCGCACGUUCGACGCGGGCGAGUUCGCGGGCUGGGAGAAGGUCGGCUCGGGCGGCUUCGGGCAGGUGUACAAGGUGCGCCACGUCCACUGGAAGACCUGGCUCGCGCUGAAGUGCCCGCCCAGCCUGCACGUCGACGACAGGGAGCGUGGGGAGCUUCUGGAAGAAGCCAGGAAGAUGGAGAUGGCCAAGUUCCGCUACAUCUUGCCUGUGUACGGCAUAUGCCAGGAGCCCGUGGGCUUGGUCAUGGAGUACAUGGAGAUGGGCUCUCUGGAGAAGCUGCUGGCGUCCGAGCCGCUGCCGUGGGAUCUGCGCUUCCGCAUCAUCCACGAGACGGCCGUGGGCAUGAACUUCCUGCACUGCAUGGCGCCGCCCCUCCUGCACUUGGACCUCAAGCCCGCCAACAUCUUGCUGGACGCCCACUACCACGUCAAGAUUUCCGAUUUUGGGCUGGCCAAGUGCAACGGGCUGUCCCACUCCCACGACCUCAGCAUGGAUGGCCUGUUUGGCACCAUCGCCUACCUCCCUCCGGAGCGCAUCCGGGAGAAGAGCCGGCUCUUCGACACCAAGCACGACGUGUACAGCUUCGCCAUCGUGGUGUGGGGUGUGCUGACGCAGAAGAAGCCCUUCGCAGACGAGAAGAACAUUCUGCACAUUAUGGUGAAAGUGGUGAAGGGCCACCGCCCGGAGCUGCCGCCCGUGUGCAGAGCCCGGCCGCGGGCCUGCAGGGCUCUCCUGCGCCUCAUGGAGAGGUGCUGGCACGGGGACCCCCGCGAGCGGCCCACCUUCCAGGAAAUCACUUGUGAAACCGAGGAGCUGUGUGAGAAGCCGGACGGGGCCGUGAAGGAGCCGGCCCAGGUUCUGGACACGAAGCAGCCACUGGAGCCCGAGAGCCCGAAGCCCGUGUGCACGCCUCUCAAGCGAGCGUCCGCGCCGACCUUCGACAGCGACUACAGCCUGUCUGAGCUCCUGUCCCAGCUUGACUCGGGCACCUCUCAGACCCUCGACGGCCCAGAGGAGCUCAGCCGCAGCUGCUCCGAGUCCCGGCUGCCGUCGGCCAGCAGCGGCAAGAGGCUCUCGGGGGUGUCUUCCGUCGACUCCGCCUUCUCCUCCAGAGGGUCCCUGUCCUUGUCGUUUGAGCGGGAGCCUUCAGCGGGCGAUCUCGGCACCACUGACGUCCAGAAGAGGAAGCUGGUGGAUGCCGUCGUGAGUGGGGACACCAGCAGGCUGAUGAAGAUCCUGCAGCCCCAGGACGUGGACCUGGUGCUGGACGGCGGCGCCAGCCUGCUGCACCUGGCUGUGGAGGCCGGGCAGGAGGAGUGCGUCAAGUGGCUUCUGCUCAGUAACGCCAACCCCAACCUGACCAACAGGAAGGGCUCCACCCCGCUGCACGUGGCCGUGGAGAAGAGGGUGCGCGGGGUCGUGGAGCUCCUGCUGGCGCGUAAGAUCAGCGUCAAUGCCGCGGACGAGGACCAGUGGACGGCGCUGCACUUCGCGGCGCAGAACGGGGACGAGUGCAGCACUCGGCUGCUGCUGGAGAAGAACGCGUCCGUCCACGAGGUGGACUGCGAGGGCCGGACACCCAUGCAUGUGGCCUGCCAGCACGGCCAGGAGAGCAUCGUGCGCAUCCUGCUGCGCCGAGGCGUCGACGUGAGUCUGCCGGGGAAGGACGCGUGGGUGCCGCUGCACUACGCUGCCUGGCAGGGCCACCUGCCCAUCGUCAAGCUGCUGGCCAGGCAGCCGGGCGUGAGCGUGAACGCGCAGACGCUGGAUGGGAGGACGCCGCUGCACCUGGCUGCCCAGCGAGGCCACUACCGUGUGGCCCGCGUCCUCAUUGACCUGCACUCCGACGUCAACGUCUGCAGCGCGCUGUCGCAGACGCCUCUGCACGUCGCCGCGGAGACGGGCCACACCAGCACCGCCCGGCUGCUCCUGCACCGGGGGGCCGACAAGGAGGCGGCCACGGCGGAGGGCUGCACCGCCCUGCACCUGGCCUCCCGGCACGGGCACCUGGCCACCGUCAAGCUGCUGGUGGAGGAGAAGGCGGAUGUGCUGGCCCGGGGGCCCCACCACCAGACGGCACUGCACCUGGCCGCCGCCGCCGGGCAUGCGGAGGUGGUGGAGGAGCUGGUCAGUGCCGACGUGCUCAACCUGGCUGACGCGCAGGGGCUGAGCGCGCUGCACCUGGCCGCCCAGGGCAGACACGCCAAGACGGUGGAGAUGCUGCUGAAGCACGGCGCGCUGGUCAACCUGCAGAGCCUCAAGUUCCAGGGUGGCCGCGGCCCUGCUGCCACGCUCCUUCGGCGGAGCAAGACCUAGCCUGCCGCCCUGGACGCCGGGGCCCCCGUGGGCUUCCUGUCCCAUUGCCGUGUUCACUGUGGGGACAGAAGGACGCUGUGCCGGUCGGCGCUGCCCGCCACGUCUGUGGCCCGGCAGAAUCCUGACCGGGAGGGCCAGCGAGAGGCAGGCGGCUGCUGACUCCGGUUUCGCGAGGGACAUCCGCUGGGCGUGUCCCCCUCUGAGGGCUGUCGGUGGGAGCGCGCUGGGCUGUCGACCCCUCCCCCGAUCGCACGCACGCCGUCAGACGGACGAUGGGUCGGAAUCAUUUCUCUGUGCUCCUCGCUCCCCGCGAGCACCCCGGGGUGGCCGAGCCGUGGCCCGGAGCGGGUGCGAGAGGAGCUGUGUCUUGGAUCCGCAGACCCCGCAGCAGGCAAAAAAGCCUGUUUCGGGGAGUUUUAGUGGAAUCUUUGUCUUACAGACUGUGUUCAGGAAACGGACAUGGUAGAACUGUCACCUUAAACUUGUUAAAAAUACUCAUGUCCUUGGGCUGUCUGGUCCGUGAAGGA